Limulus polyphemus (Atlantic horseshoe crab) is the source of this 2005-nucleotide messenger RNA. RefSeq names its product T-complex protein 1 subunit epsilon-like (gene CCT5). NCBI's taxonomy places the organism in Eukaryota, Metazoa, Arthropoda, Merostomata, Xiphosura, Limulidae. The coding region runs from base 167 to 1792 and encodes 541 amino acids. Gene Ontology annotation, biological process: protein folding. Gene Ontology annotation, molecular function: ATP binding; ATP hydrolysis activity; ATP-dependent protein folding chaperone. Gene Ontology annotation, cellular component: chaperonin-containing T-complex. The transcript is spliced from 11 exons. The record is from RefSeq and is a predicted model, not a curated record.
AUGCGGGCUGUGCCUAAAAUUGCUGAAGCGUUGUUUUGUUCGAGUGUGUGAGAAGGUUCCAGAAAGGGUGGUGUCAUCUUGAAUUCGAUUCUUAGCAGCUGCGUUUAAAUCAAUGUUAAUCCUAAUAAUAAAUUAAUAACCAGAUAGUAUAUAAUAAAAAUUAGAGAUGACUGCGGUUGGACAUUUAGCAUUUGAUGAAUAUGGAAGACCAUUUCUCAUUCUUAAAGAUCAGGAACGAAAAAAACGCUUGGUCGGUAUAGAAGCGUUAAAGUCACACAUACUUGCUGGUCGAAGUGUUGCUAAUACUUUACGAACCUCUUUAGGGCCUAAAGGUCUAGACAAGAUGAUGGUAUCUCCAGAUGGAGAUGUGACUGUGACUAAUGAUGGUGCCACCAUUCUGAAGAUGAUGGAUGUUGAUCAUCAGAUUGCAAAGUUAAUGGUUCAGCUUUCCCAAUCUCAGGAUGAUGAAAUUGGAGAUGGUACUACUGGAGUUGUUGUUUUGGCUGGGGCACUACUUGAACAAGCAGAGCAACUGUUAGACAGAGGGAUUCAUCCAAUAAGGAUUGCUGAUGGCUUUGAAAUGGCAGCUCAUUAUGCUAUGGAUCAUCUGGAGAAAAUAACUGAUAGUUUUCCUGUGGAGAAAAACAACUUGGAACCUCUGGUGCAAACUGCAAUGACAUCUUUAGGAUCGAAAAUAGUUAAUAGAUUUCUGCGUCAGUUUGCCGAAAUAGCUGUCAAUGCUGUGAUGUCGGUGGCAGAUCUUGAGCGUAAAGAUGUCGACUUUGAAUUGAUUAAGGUCGAAGGCAAAGAAGGGGGAAGACUGGAAGACACUAUGCUAGUUAAAGGUGUUGUUGUGGAUAAAGACUUCAGCCAUCCACAGAUGCCAAAGGAACUGAGGAAUGUCAGGUUAGCAAUCCUUACUUGUCCAUUUGAACCACCGAAACCCAAGACCAAACACAAGUUAGAUGUUACUUCAGUUGAAGAUUAUCGAGCUUUGAGGAAGUAUGAACAAGAGAAAUUUGAAGAGAUGGUACAACAGGUUAAAGACACUGGUGCAAAUCUAGCUAUCUGCCAGUGGGGUUUUGAUGAUGAAGCCAACCAUUUACUACUGCAGAAGGAGCUGCCAGCUGUACGCUGGGUAGGAGGACCUGAAAUUGAACUUAUUGCUAUUGCCACUGGUGGUAGAAUCGUUCCUCGGUUUAGUGAGCUAACUCCUGAGAAACUUGGUAAAGCAGGCCUUGUGAGAGAGCUGUCUUUCGGAACAACCAAGGAUCGAAUGCUGGUAAUAGAAGAAUGCCACAAUUCUAGAGCUGUUACAAUCUUCAUUAGAGGAGGAAACAAAAUGAUAGUAGAAGAAGCAAAACGAAGCCUCCACGAUGCUCUUUGUGUUAUCAGAAAUCUUGUGAAAGAUAACCAUGUGGUUUAUGGAGGUGGUGCUGCUGAGAUUGCCUGUGCUCUGGCUGUUAGUGAACAAGCAGACAAGAUCUCAUCGUUAGAACAGUAUGCUUUCCGAGCUUUUGCUGAUGCCUUAGAGAGCAUUCCACUAGCAUUAGCAGAAAAUGCUGGUCAACCCCCAAUCCUCACUUUAACUGAGGUGAAAGCUAGGCAGGUCAAAGAAAAGAACUCUUGGCUUGGUAUUGACUGUUUGAACAAAGGGACUAAUGACAUGAAAGAACAGAAUGUGAUAGAAACCCUUACCAGCAAAAAGCAACAGAUAAGCUUAGCUACUCAACUUGUCAGGAUGAUCCUGAAAAUCGAUGACAUACGUUCACCUGAUAACUUUAAUAUGUAAUUGAAGACUUUGUUUCCUCUCAUUCAGAACAAAUCCUUUGACCUACUAUAGACAUGUUAGAUAGAACUCUUUGCUGUAAUGGAAUAUUUUCAAUAAUUUAAUAUUUUUUCCCUGUGUUUUUGACAUCACAAUGUCAGUCUGUUUCCCUUCAAAGCAUAUUGUUUGAUUUUAUUUUUUGUACUUCAGAAAUACAUUUGGCUACUAACACCAAAA